AUGCUCAAUGGAGUCAACGAUGUCUUGACGCCAUGGACUGCCCCACGAAUCCUCCAAAUCAUGGAGGCCACCUCCGCGUCUCGCAACGCGAGUGGCUGCGCUCCUCGCGGUGGAAUAGCCACUGAUGAUGCGGCGGAUAUGGAAAGCCUUCUGCGGCUCGCAAACCAGCUGCCAGACGUCGCGGGACGCGUGAUGGCAGCACCGCUGUUUGCGCAACGACCGCUCGUUGAGUCGCAGAAUGGUGGCUCAACGUCUCUCACCACGGCGGCACCUGGCGCGUCAUCCGAUGGGGCAUCAUCGAUGUCCAUAACAUAUGAGGAUGCACAGUACAUGUGUACCACCGCCUUGGCGGUGCGCCGGAGCCUGUGGAAGGCGAAGGCAUCGAACGGCGGUGAACCGACGACUGAUCCGAAGGCUUAUUGCUCGCUUCCCCGAACCGAGCCUCAAACAAUGACAGCGGAGCUGGAGGAGGUGGGGUUUGCGGCAGAGUUCUCAGGGCCCUGCAUUCGCGGCUCCUUUCCGGACGCUGCCGCGGCGCUACGUCACGUUCUUCCUGAGGUUGACGGUGGGUUCACAUCGGACCGUGAUGGGGUGCAUGUUCAGGGUGCGAGCAAGCAUGGUGCAGCUGACUUAUUUCAAGGUGCUCUACGCUUUGUUUUGAGACCGCCUUCUGUGUCGCACGCAGCCCCUCUGGUGGAGAGCGCCUCCUCACCGAGUGCGAUCCAGAGUGGGGCUUCAGCUACCUCACACCGCCUGCAUCUUGUCCAACCGUCGCCUUCAGCGGGAUCGGCAGCACCGCAGUCGCUCGUGCUGGAUACUAUUCCAUCUCCCUCGUUGCUGCCGAUCGAGGCUCGCGGUCCGCCAGGUCACCGUAUGUUCGAUGGGGGCUGCGUUGCGUACACCUUUUCCGCGGACGAGAGGGAGGAGUUGCUGGCCUCCUUGUGCGCCGAACCACCUCCACUUCAAGUGUUCAGCAGGGAGGAAGUAGAGAGGCGCUGUCGCCUGGGGAGUCUGACCUAUCGCCAGGCCUCCGCACCACAGUCUGCCGGGUCAGGGGCAGCCGCUGCAGCCACCGCGCAUUUUCCUCGCGGCGAGCUCCCACAGUCCGCCAACCGAGGGCUACCUGGUAGUGGCGUCAACGAUGACGAUGGCUGGAGCACCUCCUCUGGGUGGAGCAGUCGUAGCAGCACCGAGCCGCGCAGCGACAUGCACAGUGACAAGGCAAAAGAGGAGGCGUCACAAGACAUUGAAAGGGUCGAUGAAGCCAACACCGAGGCAAGACCAGGGAGCCGCGCGGUUGCCUCUGUCGUGGAUGGGCCCACCUCUGAGGUCGCAUCGGCGACUCAUCCGCCCGGCACUCCCGGAACCACUCGCACUUGGGUCGACGAUGAUGACGAUCUGGUGCUCGAGAAUGGCCACAUCACCAUACGGAAGAAGAGGAUGCGGCCUGCUAAGAAUCUGUCAGCUGCUCUUUCCUUACCGAGAGUUGUGAGUAGUCCUCUGGUGAAUCCGUCACUGACGAUGACUGUGGUGAAUGCGACACCCGCUGACGAGAAGCACUUCGCUUCCUCUGCAACCGAUGGCGCUGAUUACGUGGACGCGGCGGGUGGCGGCUCCACAGCGGACACCACCCCGCAUGGAAGGAAGCGAGUCGCCGGCGCGAAGCGCAGUCGCGGCUCGAUGUCAGCCUCCGCCCCAGCAGACGACUGCGCAACCGCCACGUCGGCGGAGCCACCCGAAAAGGCAACAACAGCUGAGAUGGCGAAAGACCUGAAGCGCCGCGGCGCUCCGACAGAAACGUUGGAUGAAGUCUCGAGGACGUCGACACCCAUCAGCACGAAGCGCGUGGUGGCCUUGUCACAGGAAGAGAUGGUGGGGUUUAUUGAGGGACUGCGCGUGUCCGAUACGCUUCGACGUGCAUUGUUAAUUGGCGUGGUUGCACCAGCAGUAAUCGCGGCGGCCCUGGGGAAUAGCUCAGAUGCGGUGGGCGAUGUGAAGAGUGAGAUGGAUGGGUGCGAUGAGGCGCAGUAG
This is a messenger RNA of Leishmania mexicana MHOM/GT/2001/U1103, 2031 nucleotides long. RefSeq lists its product as hypothetical. NCBI's taxonomy places the organism in Eukaryota, Euglenozoa, Kinetoplastea, Trypanosomatida, Trypanosomatidae. The coding region runs from base 1 to 2031 and encodes 676 amino acids. The record is from RefSeq and is a predicted model, not a curated record. The transcript has a single exon.